Synchytrium microbalum is the source of this 840-nucleotide messenger RNA. RefSeq lists its product as uncharacterized. The record is from RefSeq and is a predicted model, not a curated record. Gene Ontology annotation, molecular function: protein binding. Gene Ontology annotation, biological process: epithelial cilium movement involved in determination of left/right asymmetry. The transcript is spliced from 5 exons. Gene Ontology annotation, cellular component: centrosome; ciliary basal body. NCBI's taxonomy places the organism in Eukaryota, Fungi, Chytridiomycota, Chytridiomycetes, Synchytriales, Synchytriaceae. The coding region runs from base 1 to 840 and encodes 279 amino acids.
AUGACAACAACUCCUGCCGUCAGACUCGGAUUCGGUAUAGCGAUACUCUGCAUUGGUGUAGUUCUCCUGCUGCUAUGGACUCUCUGGUGGAUGUAUCGCUCAAGCAAAGAAUCCAUCGAGCAUGGCCGAGGCCAAUUGCCAUGGGAAGGAUACAUAGGAGAUGCUAUGGGUGGACGCGUCCCUGCUAUUAGAACCAUACGAGUCGUGCAGACUAUUCUGUCGGUAGUUAUAAUGGUGGUGGGAGUCGUGCUGAUAGUGCUCGAUAUUGAAUUGAAUCAAGAAUUCACUACUAGUACUCUCAGGCCCCUUUCAACUCAUGUCCAAUUGUUUCCCAAAUGGAAUCCUUCUGUGAUUGCUUUGCCGUUUAUUCUCUCGGCAUUCUGUAAGGACAUCGGAUGUGGUGGCAGUGGAAGUUUACUACUGCGAGCAGGAGGUAGCAUCGUAUUGGAGUAUCUCAAUUCUAGAGGAUUUGAUUCCGCAAUGUCGGUAUAUACACCAGAGUGUGGGCUGACUGUUUCUACUCAGGUUCUAACUGAGCGUGAAAUAUGGGAAUUGCUACAUCUCGAACGUCCUGUUGGCACCAUGGCUAAGCUGAAACGAACCAUCGCAGACCACGACGACUCAACACCCCUCCUUGUUCGAAUUCUCGACGGUCUGGCCCGUCUAGGAGACCUGCUGCUUUCCAAUCGUGAAGUGCAGACAGAUCCCAGUCUUGUCGAGUUCUUUGAUAUGUGGACACAUUCCCAUUCUUCUUUCGGAGCAGACCUGACGGCCGGAAACGCAGAUGGUGAAUACGCUCAGCGAAUCGACGCAACACAUCCUCAUGCUCUGGUGCUUUAA